This is a messenger RNA of Pelagomonas calceolata, 562 nucleotides long. Lineage: Eukaryota; Pelagophyceae; Pelagomonadales; Pelagomonadaceae. The record is from the annotation of a GenBank genome assembly.
AUGUUUGCCGCGGCCCGACAGGGCCUCGGCCGAGUCGCCCAGGCCGCCAGGCCAAGGACGGUGCCGGCGAGGCGGCACAUGAGCGCCGAUGUACGACACAGCGAGCCAAUCAACCUUUUGGGCCGCGCCGCGCCCCCCGCGGCCCCGCCCGGCCGGUCCGGCUUGCCACUACCCAACGGCAGCGGUGGGCAAAAAUUCACGCAAAAAACCGGCUUCGCGCGGCCGCACGAGCGUCCCGAGACCGAACGCAGCAGUCGCCCCAAAACUGCACACACACCGCACACCACAGUUGCCCGACGCCGUCGACCCACCGCAGGUGUACGUCAUCGGCGGCAAAGAGUUCAGCACCGAACAAGUAGUGGGCCUCGUCUUCGGCUUCUACUGCGUCCUCGGCUUCCUCGGCACGCGCGGCGGCUCGAAGAAGGAGGAGCCGAAGGUGGCCGAGAGCGCGCCGGCCGCGAGCGGCAGCGUCGUGUCCAUGCUCGACGACGGCUUCGAGGCCUGGGCGGCCAACCCGUCCAACAUGAAGAAGUGGGAAGACAGCAUCGCCGAGAUGAAGUAG